Dictyostelium discoideum AX4 is the source of this 1647-nucleotide messenger RNA. RefSeq names its product beta-lactamase family protein. Bases 1 to 1647 code for a protein of 548 amino acids. Gene Ontology annotation, cellular component: extracellular region. NCBI's taxonomy places the organism in Eukaryota, Evosea, Eumycetozoa, Dictyosteliales, Dictyosteliaceae. The transcript is spliced from 2 exons. The record is from RefSeq and is a predicted model, not a curated record.
AUGAAAAUUAUGAAUAAACAGUCAAUUACAAUUUUUUUAAUUAUUUGUUUUUUAAUUAAUUUAAUCUUAUCAUGUCCAAAUUACCCAGAGCCAAUUAAAAUUAAUCAAAAUGAUCCAACACUUCAAAAAGCAUAUAAAGAAGUUGAUGAAAUUAUUAAAAAAGGUAUGAAAGAUAAUGGAAUUAAAAGUUUCAUUGCUUCAAUAGUUUAUCGUGAUGAAAUUGUUUGGUCAAAAACUUAUGGUAAUGUUAAUCCACUUGAUGAAAAUUCUCCACCUUUAACAAUUGAUAAUGCUAUAAGAAUUGCAUCAAUUACAAAAACAUUUACAGAUUUAAUGAUGUUCCAAUUAAGAGAUAAAGGUACAAUAUCAUCAUUGGAUGAUGAAGUUUCAAAAUAUUUCCCAGAGUUUUCAAUUGGUAAUUUAUAUAAUACAAAAAAGUCACCAACUUUUAGAGAGUUAUCAUCACAUCAAUCUGGAUUACCAAGAGAGGUACCAUGUGAUUUCGAUGAUUUGGCCGAUUGGGAUAUUUGUUCUGAAGAGGUUAUAAUUGAAAGAUUAUCGAAAAUGUUUUUAAUAAUGCCAAGUUAUCAAAGUACUCAUUAUUCAAAUCUUGGUAUUGCUCUAUUGGGUAGAACCUUAGCAAAAGCAGCCAAUACUGAAUAUGAAAAAUAUGUAAAGGAAAAGAUAUUAUUCCCACUUGGUAUGAUGAAUUCAUCAUUCUAUUAUGAUGAUGUUAAAGAUUAUCUUGCACAAGGUUUAAUUCUUUGGCCAAAUGGAAGUUAUACAAUUUCACCAGUUGAAGAAUUAGGUUGGAGUAAUCCAAUGGGCAAUUUAUAUUCCACCGCAAGAGAUAUGUGCAAUUAUAUGAUGUUUUGGUUGAAUGAGAAUCCAGAGAUUUUAGACUCAACCACUUUGAAUGAAGCAAUGUCUCCAAUUAGUUUGCUUAACGAUGGUGAUACUGUAUAUGGCACACCAUUUGAAAUGUUUUAUGACCAAGCUAAUAGCAUUUGGGUUAAAUCAAAAGCUGGUCAAUUAUCAGGCUAUAGAACUCAAAUGGCAUUAAUUAGACCAUUGAAAAUUGGUAUGUUAUUCUCAUCAUUGUUAGCCUUUCAAACACCUGAUGUAUUCACUAAAGCUGCCUCUGAAAUUUUAAUACCAGUUUAUGAACAACUACUCUAUGAAGCUGGUAGCCAGCCGCAAUCACCAUUCAUACCUGAUUCAAAAUUAAAACCAACUUUAACCACUGAAAAAUACUCAAAAGAAAUACCAAAUGAUGCAUUUGUUGGAACUUAUACAAAUUCUGAAGGUUCCAUAUUUAUUGUUGAUAAUUCAACUGGUCUAUUAAUUGCAAACUUUGGUGAUGAUAAUUUAUUCAAUGUAAGUAGAUUCUCUGAUCAAUAUCCAGAGAUACUUAGAAUUAAAGUUUCAAAUCCACAAGAUUAUCUAUGUAGGUAUGUAGUCGAUGGGAGUAACUAUGAAUUGGUUUAUUUCACCAUUACUUCAACUCCUUUUGGUGGUAUUGAGUGUAAUUCUGUAACUGCUAUGGGUCAAACAAUGACUUUGGCAAGUAAAGACCCACAAUAUCUAAAAAAUAAUAAUAUUGAAUUUGAAAAAAGAAAUAAAUUAAUUUCAAAAUUCUUACAAUAA